GUGCUGGUUCUGGUACACCUGAAGUGGGUGCCAGCCAAUCACUGGUCAAUUAUUUCAAUAUUAUUUCACGAUUUGAUUGGAGCAGAAUCAGCGCUAGUCCCGCCCACUGGGUUUGGCGGCGUAGAAUGGCAUACAUUUCAUGAUCCAUUACGCAAGGGGUGCCAAACUGUGCCAAACUUAACUGUAUAAUGGAGUAAAUAGUGAAAUAGUUCAAAUAUUGAUAUGUUGCAAAAAUAGUUAAAUAUGAAUAAAUGCAAAUCAUAUAACACAUUUGUUUGUUGAUUUAUUGAUCUAAAUUUGACACUCUUGGUCCUCCAUAUGGAAGAGGCCUGUCUCGUUGCACAAGACGCGGCCAAUCACAAAAAGGCCUCAGCGGGUUGCUAGGCAGAGGCGGACGUCGGCGACCAAUGAGGUGAGCGCACAGGAAGCCGAGCGUGACCGAGUGACAUCCUCACAGCAUCCGUUGAAGAUCCUGGAAAACAACCGGAAUGCCCAGCAAAAUGAAGAAAGACAAGGAAACGAGCAAAAGUGGCAAAAGCAGCGCCAAGAGCGCAGAUGCCAACACGGACGCCAACAAAGACGUUCCAGUAGACGCCACCGACGAGAGUGUGGGAAAGCGUCCCGCUAGUCUCGGCAGCGGUGGCGCGCCGCCGCCCACUCAGCUGCACAAGAUCAAAUAUUGCGGAGGUCCCCAAGUGGCGAAGAAGGACCGACGUCACAGUUCGUCUCGAUUCAGCAUCAGCGGGAACAGAGAACUCAGCAAACUCCCUCCCCUCAAAGAUGCGGCGGCGAUGGAUCGCGAAGAACUUUUUGUGCAGAAGCUUCGUCAAUGCUGCGUCCUGUUUGACUUCGUGAGCGACCCACUUAGUGACCUGAAGUUUAAAGAAGUCAAGAGAGCCGGGCUCCACGAGAUGCUGGACUACAUCACGCACAACGCGGACGCGCUCACCGAGGCCAUCUACCCCGAGGCCGUCGGCAUGUUUUCAGUGAACUUGUUCCGGACUCUUCCGCCAUCCUCCAAUCCCACCGGAGCAGAGUUUGACCCCGAGGAGGACGAACCUACGUUGGAGGCCGCCUGGCCUCAUCUGCAGCUGGUUUACGAGUUCUUCCUUCGCUUCCUGGAGUCUCCGGACUUCCAAGCCAACGUGGCCAAAAAAUACAUGGACCAAAACUUUGUCUUGUCGCUUCUGGAACUGUUGGACAGCGAGGAUCCUCGAGAAAGGGACUUCCUGAAAACCAUCCUGCACCGCAUCUAUGGCAAGUUCCUGGGCUUGCGUGCAUACAUCCGGCGGCAGAUCAACAACAUCUUCUACAGGUUCAUCUACGAGACGGAACAUCACAACGGGAUCGCAGAGCUGCUGGAGAUUCUCGGGAGUAUCAUUAACGGCUUCGCUCUUCCACUCAAAGAAGAACACAAGAUGUUCCUGAUCAGAGUCCUUCUGCCCCUUCACAAAGUCAAGUCCCUCAGCGUCUACCACCCGCAGCUGGCGUACUGCGUGGUCCAGUUCCUGGAGAAGGACAGCAGUCUGACAGAACCAGUGAUCUUGGGGCUGCUGAAGUUCUGGCCUAAGACUCACAGUCCCAAGGAAGUGAUGUUCCUCAAUGAGCUGGAGGAAAUCCUGGACGUCAUCGAACCCGCCGAGUUCAUCAAAGUCCACGAGCCGCUCUUCAGGCAGCUGGCCAAGUGCGUGUCCAGCACGCACUUCCAGGUGGCAGAGCGCGCUCUGUACUACUGGAACAACGAGUACAUCAUGAGUUUGAUCAGUGACAACGCGGCCGGCAUUCUUCCCAUCAUGUUUCCUGCCCUCUACAAGAACUCCAAGAGCCACUGGAACAAAACCAUCCAUGGCCUGAUCUACAACGCUCUCAAACUCUUCAUGGAGAUGAACCAGAAACUCUUUGACCUCUGCACUCAACAGUACAAGAGCGGCAAACACAAAGAAAAACACAAAAUGAAGGAGAGGGAGCAAAUCUGGAGUAAACUGGAAGAACUGGCAAGGCACAAUCCUCAGAGUGAGAAGCUCCUCCCCCCGCUACCCAGACUCCACAUGCAGGAAACGUUGUCUAGCGCAUCAUCCACGGACGCUGACGUUCCGACUAUGGAGGACAUCCAACUGUUGAAGAGGGCGGUAGCGAGUCAAGCGGCGCCGGCUGCGAAGGACUCGAGGACGGAGCCCAAGGUGACCCGGAGGAAGUCGGACCUCCCUCAGGACGUUUUCACCAUCAAAGCUUUGGAGGCGCACAAGAGGGCGGAGCACUUCCUCACAGCCAAUCAGGAGGCCCUCAGCUAAUAACCGAGCGCCAGGCUGCGCCUACUCGAUGACACGCACCGGUCGCUUCCACUGGCCCCGCCCCCUGUGUGAUCUCACCCAGGUGCAGGAAGUCGAUCUUCAACCUUUCGUGAUGCAAUAGGGUUGCCAUGGAAACGCCCCCCCCCCGCCGCCGCUUUUGACUGACGUCGGCCGGACGAGCGGCUCGCACGGCGACGCAGGCCUUGUGUCUGCUUAGCAUGUUAGCUGCAUUCAAAAGCCAAAAAUUGUCCGUUGGUGUUGAGGGUCAUUCUCAUAUAAUUUGACCAAUAAUGGGGAAGGAAAAAAAAUCAAAACAUUUUAUUUUGCACUUUUUCUUGAUGCUGCCUCGGUUUUCUCCCCGGUAAAUGUCUCCUAUGCUGAAACGGCCACACUUAAAAGUCCUAUUUUCAAAACCUUAUUGAUGAUUUCAAAUUCAUCGUAUUGGACCACUGAAACAUACUUUUUGCAUAUUGGUAAAGACAGAAACAACUACAUAAAAAUCAUGUGAGUUGCACCAUU
Phycodurus eques (leafy seadragon) is the source of this 2810-nucleotide messenger RNA. It is a transcript of the gene ppp2r5d, whose product is annotated as protein phosphatase 2, regulatory subunit B', delta. Gene Ontology annotation, biological process: protein dephosphorylation; signal transduction. The record is from RefSeq and is a predicted model, not a curated record. Gene Ontology annotation, molecular function: protein phosphatase activator activity. Lineage: Eukaryota; Metazoa; Chordata; Actinopteri; Syngnathiformes; Syngnathidae. Gene Ontology annotation, cellular component: nucleus; protein phosphatase type 2A complex; cytosol. The transcript has 17 exons. Bases 489 to 2291 code for a protein of 600 amino acids.